UUCGUUGCUUGGUGACAGAGGAAGCUUUGCUCUCGCCAUGAUUAUAUCGUCGUUAAACAUCUAGUUAACAGACUAAUUCUUUAACGAUUGCAGCAAUGGAGGUGACAAUGGAUCCUUUGUUCCUGGCUUGGAGCUAUUUUAGGAGGCGAAAAUUCCAACAGUGCGCGGAUAUUUGUACAAAAUUAUUACAAGACGGACCAUACGACCAGGACUCCCCAUUGCUUACUACCUCAGAGGCUGCAUGGAGUCUGAAGACCCGUGCUUUCACAGAGAUGGUAUACAUUGAUGAAACUGAGGUUGACCAGGAGGGAAUUGCUGAGUUGAUGCUGGAUGAAAGUUCUAUUGCCCAAGUGGCACGCCCUGGCACAUCAUUGAGACUCCCUGGAACAAGUCAAGGUGGAGGUCCCACGCAGGCUGUCAGGCCUAUGACACAGUCAGGACGCCCUAUCACAGGAUUUGUGAGACCCAGCACACAGUCAGGGCGUCCUGGAACAAUGGAGCAGGCAAUCAAGACUCCUCGUACUGCAAGCACAGCUCGUCCAGUCACUGGUGCUACUGGUAGAUUUAUCCGCCUGGGAACAGCUUCAAUGUUGACCAAUCCAGAUGGGCCAUUUAUAAACUUGUCAAGAUUAAACCUGGCCAAGUAUUCCCAAAAGCCCCAUUUAUCUAGGACACUGUUUGAAUACAUCUUUCAUCAUGAAAAUGAUAUAAAAAACGCUUUAGAUUUGGCAGCUCAAGCUACUGAGCAUGCUCAGUUCAAAGACUGGUGGUGGAAAGUUCAGCUGGGAAAAUGUUACUACAGACUUGGUUUAUAUCGUGAAGCAGAAAAACAGUUUAGAUCAGCUCUCAAUCACCAGGAGGUGGUAGACACAUAUCUCUACCUUGCAAAGGUGUAUCAGCGUCUGGAUCAACCUAUAACAGCACUUAACCUGUUCAAGCAAGGCUUGGACCACUUUCCCGGUGAAGUCACCCUACUAACAGGAAUUGCGCGCAUACAUGAGGAAAUGAACAAUAUUACAUCAGCCACAGAGUACUACAAAGAUGUCCUGAAGCAGGACAACACACAUGUGGAGGCGAUCGCCUGUAUUGGUAGCAAUCACUUCUACACUGAUCAGCCUGAGAUCGCCCUGCGUUUUUACAGACGUCUUCUCCAGAUGGGGGUGUAUAACUGCCAGCUAUACAACAACCUAGGCCUGUGCUGUUUCUACGCCCAACAGUACGACAUGACUCUGUCCUCAUUUGAGAGGGCUCUGGCUCUGGUAGCCAGUGACGAAGAGCAGGCUGAUGUCUGGUAUAACAUAGGACAUGUGGCUGUGGGAAUAGGGGACUUGACAUUGGCCUACCAGUGUUUUAAAUUAGCGCUGGCUUUUAAUAAUGACCAUGCUGAGGCCUACAACAACCUUGCUGUGUUGGAGCUGCGCAAAGGCCGCGUUGAACAGUCUAAAGCCUUCCUGCAGACCGCUGCAUCACUGGCUCCUCACAUGUAUGAGCCACACUUCAACCUCUCCAUUCUUUCCGACAAGAUUGGAGAUCUACAGAGCAGCUACACUGCAGCCCAGAAGUCUGAGGACGCCUUUCCAGAACAUGUUGACACACAGCAGCUUCUCAAACUACUGCGGGAGCACUUUGCAGCACUGUGAUGGUCUUUAUGCACCGUCUAAAUAAUAAGUGAAACUGCUACAUGGUUAAAAAAUAUAUAUACAUGUAUGUACAUGUAUGUUUAUAAUGUGACAAAGAAAAAGCUUAAAUGUUUAGUCGUUGCAGCUUGGCAUUAGUUAUAGGUAUGGACAUUAGUUUUUGUUUGCAUUUAUGUGUUUACUUAUGUAAUUGUCCUAAAGUUCCAAUUAAUUCUACAAACAGUUCUGUUGAAAUGGCCUUGUAAUAGUAUGUUUAUUUAGUUUAUAGGAUGUUUGUGACAGCUUUAAUCCCUCUGAUGCACGAGCUGCUUCAUCCAUCAUUUACACAUUACAUCUGAGAAGCAACACAAUGGAAAAGACACAAAUGAUAGCAGUUAGACAAAUGAUAUCAAUGAUUUUACUAUGUUCAAACUGUCACCAUAUGUUCUGUGUCAUGAGUUGUCCAUGUAUGAAUCGUGCUUUACACAACUUACACCACUUUGUGGAAAUCUACAGUUUCUGUAAAAAUGGAGGUUUCUCUUAUGUACUAGUAGCUUACUGUACUGUAUAGUUUUGUAUAAUACAAAUACUUCUGUAUAUAGCAAAGGUGAAGAUUUUAUUUAUUACAGUACACUGAGUAACAGAAAUUUUUAUAGAUGUAUUUUUCAUAUGGCAGUCUUUCUUGCCAUUUUGUAAUCUCAACAAAUAUAAUAAAAAUGGCCAAUUCACAAGA
This is a messenger RNA of Sphaeramia orbicularis (orbiculate cardinalfish), 2349 nucleotides long. RefSeq names its product tetratricopeptide repeat domain 8 (gene ttc8). The record is from RefSeq and is a predicted model, not a curated record. Bases 96 to 1640 code for a protein of 514 amino acids. The transcript is spliced from 15 exons. Gene Ontology annotation, biological process: non-motile cilium assembly. Gene Ontology annotation, cellular component: BBSome; non-motile cilium; ciliary basal body. NCBI's taxonomy places the organism in Eukaryota, Metazoa, Chordata, Actinopteri, Kurtiformes, Apogonidae. Gene Ontology annotation, molecular function: protein binding.